AUGAAUUUGAUUUCAUUAGUUGCCGGUUUGGCAAACCAAGGUGAUGACGAUAAAAAGACUAAAACCACAUCGAAAACCACCGUUUGGGUCACCAUUACUUCCAAGGGGAAGUUGGCUACCGUUUCUUCAAUCUACAGUCAAACUUUUGCCAAAGCAUACAGUUCAGCCACCGCUGAUGCCAAAUCCGGUGGGAUUGGAUUGGGUUCCAUCAGUGGAGAAGUUGGUAAAGUCAGAAGUUAUACCGAAACCACCAUCAAGCAAUCUAAUGCUGGCCAUGGCUUAUACAAAAAGGAAAAUGUUUACGGUGGUAUAUUUGGUGGAUUGGUUUUGUUAGGCGGUGCCCUUCUCUAGUUUUCAUUCAUAAACCUUCUAGUUCUACUCUUUGUAUAUUACUUUAAUGCUACUUGAUAAAAAGACCGGUACAU
Molecule: messenger RNA, 425 nt
Organism: Hyphopichia burtonii NRRL Y-1933
Lineage: Eukaryota; Fungi; Ascomycota; Pichiomycetes; Serinales; Debaryomycetaceae
Gene: PGA1
Product: Pga1p
Exons: 2
Coding region: 1-351 (116 amino acids)
Biological process (GO): fungal-type cell wall organization
Source: RefSeq, a predicted model, not a curated record